Molecule: messenger RNA, 582 nt
Organism: Paraglomus brasilianum
Lineage: Eukaryota; Fungi; Glomeromycota; Glomeromycetes; Paraglomerales; Paraglomeraceae
Source: the annotation of a GenBank genome assembly
AUGAACCACCAGACAAUCAUUUUUCACUCGGACUUAUCCGGUCGCUCAAUUUCAUCGUUACUAUCAGGCAUUGUUCCUCCACCCAACAUAACACUUAGCAUGGAAGAACUUAUCAAUUGCUCCAAAGUGCCAAGGAGCGUCCAACGUGGGCACACAGACAUUGCCCGACCGCCGAAUAGAUUUAUGAUAUACAGAAGAGAUUUCCUCGCGCGAAAACGAAGAGGAAUAGACGGGGCCUUCAACAUGGCUAGGCUGUCUGUGGAAGCUGCGGCCCAAUGGAAGAGGGAACCUCCUGAAGUCAUAAGAUUUUUUACUCAAAUUUCGGACGUUGUAAGAGAACUUCAUCAUAAAACCCACCCUUAUUAUAAAUAUAGCCCAAGAAAGGGGCCUAAACAAGUAGGAAUAAACAAUAGAAUGCCUAGACGCCGCCGGUAUAAACCAAAAAUCAAAAAAGAAGAGUGUGUAUUUCAAACAGCCCAAAAAUCUGACUGUGUUGAUGAACAGGAGGGUGUCGACAAUUCGAGCAGUAGUAAUGAUGAAUUUUUUGAUUGUAUUGAAGAAUUUAGCGAUUGCGGAUUCUAA